Molecule: messenger RNA, 689 nt
Organism: Lathyrus oleraceus (garden pea)
Lineage: Eukaryota; Viridiplantae; Streptophyta; Magnoliopsida; Fabales; Fabaceae
Exons: 1
Coding region: 78-599 (173 amino acids)
Source: RefSeq, a predicted model, not a curated record
UAAUUUCUGCUAACAACCACUUCACAAGCUUUUUCAUUCUUCUGAUUUUCCAAAGCCGCUGAACCUUUCAUAACAGUAUGACAAGUUUCAACCAUGAUUCUCUUUCAUCAGAAUCUGUUCUCAUUCCUUCAAAGCUUCAAGCCAAUCUAUCAGGAAGAGAAAUAACAGACUCAGAAGACAAAAACCUAGUACCAACACAAAUGUUGUUACCUAGGAAAAAGAACAACAUUAAAAAGGUUGUUAAGAAGAAAAGGGGAAGUAAGAGUUUAUCAGAACUUGAAUGUGAGGAACUAGAAGGGUUCAUGGACCUGGGUUUUGUUUUCUCAGAGGAAGAUAAAAAUUCAGACUUGGUUUCAAUUAUUCCUGGAUUACGAAGACUUGGGAAGAAAUAUGGAGAACAAGAAGAAGAAGAUGUUUGUGAUGAGUCUGUGAUUCAAAGACCUUAUCUUUCUGAAGCUUGGGAGGUUUAUGAGAGAGAAAAAGAGAACUCUUUGAUGAAUUGGAAAGUUCCUGCUAUGAAGAAUGAAGUUGAUAUGAAAAAUAGUCUCAGAUUGUGGGCACAUAAUGUUGCUUCUAUGGUUAGAUUAGAAUUGAGAUGAUGCACUUCACAUAGUUCAUGAAUAUCAUUGGAAUAGUUUGAUUUUUUACUUUUAGGAUAAUGGCAACAUUUUCUCAAAUUAUUUCUUUGU